GGGGGCGGGGUCUGCGCCGGGACCGGGGACAGGCGGCAACAUGCGGUUCCGCUUCUGCGGGGACCUGGACUGCCCCGACUGGGUCCUGGCCGAGAUCAGCACCCUGGCCAAAAUCUCCUCGGUGAAGCUGAAGCUGAUCUGUGCCCAGGUGCUGCGGGACCUGCUGGGAGAGGCCAUCGAGUAUGAGAAGAUCCUGAAGCUGACCUCAGAUGCCAAGCUGGAGUCAGGGGACGUCAAGGCGACCAUCGCCAUCCUUGGCUUCAUCCUCUCCAGCGCCGCCAAGCACAACGUGGACAGCGAGUCCCUGUCGAGUGAGCUGCAGCAGCUGGGGCUGCCCAAAGAGCACGCCAGCGGGUUGUGCCGGUCCUAUGAGGAGAAGCAGAGCUCCCUCCAGGACAGUCUCCGGGCCUGCAGCCUGAGACUUAGCCAGCUGGGCUCCGUGCGCUGGCGGGUGGAUUACACACUCAGCUCCAGUGAGCUGCAGGAGGUCAACGAGCCCCUCGUGCACCUGACUUUCAACGUGAGGGAUGGGGAGCGCGGGAGGACAGCAGCCAUCCCCAUGGCACUCUCGGCUGACAAGUUCCGGGUGCUGCUGGCAGAGCUGAAGCAGGCCCAGGCCCUCAUGAACACCCUUCUCUGAGGAGCUGCGAGAAUGGCUGAUGGCGGGAGGUGCCGGCGCAGGACCGCAGGACAGGACCCGGCGCUGCCCAGCUGGGGCGGGUGACGCAGGGGGCGGCUUUGCCAGCGAGGAGGCUGCCGGGGACUGUUCCCCGGGGCAAGUUCCAAUAAAGGCAGCGGUGCCCCGCC
Molecule: messenger RNA, 807 nt
Organism: Colius striatus (speckled mousebird)
Lineage: Eukaryota; Metazoa; Chordata; Aves; Coliiformes; Coliidae
Gene: COMMD4
Product: COMM domain containing 4
Exons: 8
Coding region: 41-640 (199 amino acids)
Source: RefSeq, a predicted model, not a curated record